Poeciliopsis prolifica (blackstripe livebearer) is the source of this 2196-nucleotide messenger RNA. RefSeq names its product CD276 antigen-like. NCBI's taxonomy places the organism in Eukaryota, Metazoa, Chordata, Actinopteri, Cyprinodontiformes, Poeciliidae. Gene Ontology annotation, biological process: cell surface receptor signaling pathway; immune response; negative regulation of T cell proliferation. The coding region runs from base 1 to 1434 and encodes 477 amino acids. Gene Ontology annotation, cellular component: external side of plasma membrane. The record is from RefSeq and is a predicted model, not a curated record. The transcript is spliced from 6 exons.
AUGAUUGUCUCCUAUGACCAUCGUGGCUCCAGUUACUCUGAGAGCUUCAGAUCCAGAGCGUCUCUGUUUGAGGAUCAGAUCUCCAGAGGAAACGGCGACCUGCUGCUGAGAGGAGUGAAGGUUGAUGAUGAGGGACGAUAUUUGUGCGUUGAAGAAAUAAAUGACAUCUAUUAUAGACAUUAUGUUGACUUUACCAUAGAAGCUCCAGGUUCUGACAUCAGAAUCCAUCAGUAUGGAAACAGAACCACCUGCAGCUCAGAGGGAAUCUACCCUCAACCUGAACUCACCUGGUCCCCUGAGCCUCCAUCCAACACGGCUCUGCAGAACAGAACCACAGUCCAUCAGACUGAGGAGAAGCUUUAUGACAUCAGAAGCUCUCUGACGGGUCCAGACGGUUCUGAUUGGAUAUAUAGCUGCACCAUCAGAACCAGCAGGAACUGGUGGAAAACAAGUUUAACCAGAGCAGAGUCUGGAACCAGCAUGUCCUGUGUUAUCAACCAGGACUGUAUUUUACCAUGUCGGUUCAGGAAUCGGGUUGCCAACAUGACAUGGGAGCGUGAAAUACCAAAAUCAGGGAUUGUAAGUUAUGACCAGGGUAACAUCAGAACCUCUGAGAGCUUCAGAUCCAGAGCGUCUCUGUUUGAGGAUCAGAUCUCCAGAGGAAACGGCGACCUGCUGCUGAGAGGAGUGAAGGUUGAUGAUGAGGGACGAUAUGAGUGUCAUGUUUUUACAACUGGCAUCUAUUAUAGACGUUCUGUUGUCCUUGAGAUAGAAGCUCCAGUCUCUUCAAUCAGAAUCUAUCAGGAAGGAAACAGAAUCACCUGCAGCUCAGAGGGAAUCUACCCUCAACCUGAACUCACCUGGUCCACUAAGCCUCCAUCCAACAUGACUCUGCAGAACAGAACCACAGUCCAUCAGACUGAGGAGAAGCUUUAUGACAUCAGCAGCUCUCUGAUGGUUACAGAUGAAGAUCCAUAUCUGAUGUACAUAUGCGGCAUCGGAACCAGGGAGAACCGGAGGAGAGCAAUUCUAAAUUUUCCAGGUGCUGAGGUUCCAAUCAGCUGCACUUCCUUCAACAUUUCUGCGUCCAGUUUGGUCUGGAGGUUCAACCAGCGUCAGAUCAUCCUGACCAAGACUGACAGAAACAUCUACAACAUCUCAGAGGAGUGGAGGAAACAUGUGAGGGAUGUUUCAGCGUCCGGCAGCCUCACCUUACAGAAUGUGACCUCAGAUCAGGAGGGAGUUUACAGCUGUGAGCUCAGUGAUGAUGAGACGAUGAUAACUCAGCUCUAUCUGAGGAGGACUGGAGAGAAUCUGGUGGUUCCUGAACUCAUCAGACGGUCGGUGGUUUGUGUUGUGAUUGCAGCAGCAGCAGCUGGAUUCAUAAUGUUCUACAAGAAGAAGAUGGAGGAAAGUGAAGCUCUGCAGCUUUAAAGCUUUCAUUCACAUUCAGAGAGUGGUUUUGUUUUAAUGCCAUUCUCCCAUUUUACCCUCAAGAUGAUUGAUGAGCUGUGAUGGUUUCACUAAAUGAUCAGCUUCAUGUUCUUGAGAUGAUUCUCAUAUUUGGAGAUAUUUCUGUUUUUAUUUUUAGGAUGAUUUCAUCUUCUGCCCAGCAGGGGGCGCAGCUAAACAUAUUCUUUAUAUUCUUCCAGCUAAACUUUCUCAGAUCUUUAUCAAUAAAAUGUUUAUUUCUAUAGAAAAUUAGUUUUUUAUUACAUCUAUUGAUGAUUUAUGAGCUUUUAUGAUUUACAAGCUUUAUGUAGUUUUACAUUAUUAGUUCUCUAUAUUUAGUUUUUCCUCACAUUUGUACAUAUUUCUGUUUAAUCUAAAUGUGAAGAUUUUACUCUGGUUGCAUCUUCUGCCCAGCAGGGGGCGCAGCUAAACAUGUUCUUUAUAUUCUGCCAGUUUCUCAGAAAUUAACCAAUAAAAUGUUUAUUUCUAUAGAAAAUGAAUUGUAUUACAUAAAUAGAUGAUUUGUGAGCUUUGAUGUAGUUUAGCAAAAUGAUUAUUUCUUCGUGUUCUUUUGUUGUUUCUCAUAUUUGUUAAUUUAUGUUCAUGUCUUUUAAUUAUUUGUCACAUUUGCAUAUAUUUCAGAUUUUUUCCUAAGAUUUUACUGUGUGUGUAACAUCUGCCCAGCAGGGGGCGCAGCUAAACAUAUCAUUUAUAUCCUUCCAGCUAAACUUUCUCAGAUCUUUA